AUGACGUCUCACACCACGUGAUGUAAACUAGCCAGUGAGGCGUUGCCGACUUUGCCCUUCUGUCAGGCCUUACCUCCAUCUUUAAACCGGGCAAACCCCCUAAGAUUUAAAAAAAAUUAAAAUAAUUGUUUAUAUUUACACGCGGAUAUUGUGUCUACAUAAGAUUGCGAGAACCCGUGAUUGCGCACGGUGAAACCGUUAUUCAAUAUUCUACCGACAAUUCGCCCACCGCGCAGCGCCCGUUACCCGAAGUAAAGAUGGCGGCUCUGGCCGCCGCUGCUCCCGGAAAUGACGUCACAUCCUGCGACCUGUAAGGACAUGGCAGCAGUGUGGCGCUGGGAUAUGGCUGAGUGGUGAUUUGUGUCGGGGUUCAGGUAAUGAAUGGCCGGGAUAUUGUGACAUGUUACUGGCUGCUCCCCCAUACAGUACAUACAGUACAUACAGGGCAUGGAGGGCCCUGCAGUGCAUGACAUGUCAAUGUUUAGCCUUCUCUGCAACCUGCCCCUGGGGCUCAUAGACAACAACAACAACAACUACUUUAUAAGGAUUAUUAGAUAUCAGCUGUAAAGGUCAUUUUAAACAAGUAUGGCAACAUGUUAAAAAAAAAAACUACAACUCCCAUGAUGCUCUGACACCUUUUUUUACAGGUGCUGAUAGUUUUGUAUUUCAGAGUAUUUGUUAGAAAUGGUUUAAAGCGACAGUCUACGAAAGUAAGUAAUUUCAGUUUAAUUAAGUGAUUUGGGAACAUAGUUACAGCCUUGCAAAUAAAAACUGCGCCCAUUUGGCGAAACGUACACAAUUUGGAGGGUUUUUUUAGCGACUACUGAUGGCUAUCGGACAGAGCCUCUAGGGACUUGCAACAUGUAUGGAUUACAUUAUUGAAUAUAGGUGUCCGUGGCGUCAGCAUGCUAAGUAUGCUGAUGCCAGACUAUUUAUCAGGUUUAUUCGUUAAAGUAAGGGAAUUAAAAGCGAAUUUCAAUUUAAGUGCAAAGUUUUCAAAUUGGAAGCAGAGCUUAUUGAUUUUCUUUUUUUUUAGCAGUUUGGCUACUUUUGUUCUUAAAGCGACACUAGUCACCAAAACUAUAGCUCACUGUUUCUGCAGACCUAGCCACACCUUCCCUGUUUUUGACGCAGCCUGCACAAAACAAAAUGGUUUCAUUUUCAAACAGAUGUUGCUUAAUUUAAAAGUUUUGAAUUUUAAUCACACACAGGAGGGUCCUGCAGGGUCUUGCAAACUAUUAAAGGGACACUGUAGGCACCCAGACCACUUCAGCUCUUUGAAGUGGUCUGGGUGCAAUGUCCCAUGUCCCCUAACCAUGCAAAGGUAAUUAUUGCAGUUUCUGAGUAACUACAAUAAUUACCUCUGAGAGUUAACUCCACCUCCAGUGGCUGUCUACAAGACAGCCACCAGAGGGACUUCCUUGUUUAAAACGGACCUUUGAUCUGUUAUAUGACGCUGGAUGUCCUCACGCUGUGCAUGAGGACCUCUGACGUCCAAUAUUUCCCUAUAGGAAAGCAUUGAAUAAUGAUUUCCUAUAGGGAAAUCCUAAUGCGAGCGCGGCCAUUGCUGCGCAUGUGCAUUAGGUCUCCCCCUGCAAUAAUUACCUUUGAGGGUUAACUGUGUUCAGAAACUGCAGUAAUUACUUUUGCAUGGUUAAGGGACAUUGCACCCAGACCACUUCUAUGAGCUGAAGUGGUCUGGGUGCGUACGGUGUCCCUUUAAUAGCUUGUUAGACCCUGCAGGGCCCUCCUAUGUAUGAUUAAAGGAGCGUGGACAGAGCCGGACCCAGCGCUGAGGGACAUAGGCGCUGGAUUCAGGUAAGUGACUGCAGGGGUUUUAACCCCUUCAGCACCAUGGGAGAAGGCGCAAGGGAGGGGGGCACUGUACGAUUCCAAAGUGCCAGGAAAACGGCUAUGUUUUCCUGGCACUAUAGAAUCCCUUUAAGGAGAUAAGACAUUCUAAAUUAAACAGAAUUUGCAAUAAAGGAAGUGUACACAUUAGAUUACUUUUUACAGAAAGUGUUUAGGAAGGCUGUGCAUGUUACAUGCAGGGAAGUGUGACUAGAGCUGCAUAAACGAAGUGAUUUAACUCCUAAAUGGCAGAGAAUUCAAAUCCUGACAGGGUCAACUCAGACCUUCAUUCUUCCAAUGUAGAUAAAAUGAGUACCAUUAAAUUGGGUAAUAGUAACAACCCCUGGAUGUUGGGCUAAGGUAACAUCCCCAGGACGUACUUGAAAGCCAGAGUAAUCUGAAUGUACCUUUACUGGUUAAAUACUUUCUUCUUAUUAUUAUUAUUAUUGAGCAGUGAGACUGCAGGGGCAUGAUGCAUACACCAAAACUGCUUCAUUGACCUAAAGUUGUUUUGGUGACUGUAGUGUCCUUUUUAAUUUGAAAUGCACCAAUUGCAACUCUGACAAUUCCAACUUUAAAUAAUACCUUUGUGAGUAUGCUGGCAAAUUUAUGGAUGAAUGAUUAAUAACUUGAUUUCUAUUCUGCCGCAUUUUAAUUCUGCAAAUUCUGAUGUAGCUUAGGGUGCUACUCCUCAGAGUUAGGAAUUAAUUAAAGGUUUAUUCCAAACACCAUGACCACUUCUGCUUUUCAAAGUUGUUGUGGUGGUAGGAGUAUAUAUUUGCAGUUUUUCUGCUGGAAACUCUGCACAUCCACAGAUAUUUUUAUUUGUGUGCUGGGGGCAAGAUGCAUGCACCCCCAAUAGGGCAUUAUUUUAAUAAAAUCAAACAAGGUUUGGAGAAACCCUUUGAUUACUUUGUUUGUGGUGAGUGCUUCUCAUUGCAAAGGACUGGAUUGGUUAAUUCCAUGUCGAGGCAUUGUAGGACAUACAGCAGAUGCACUACAAUUGUGCUACUCAGAUUUUAUUUUGCCAUGAAACUGCACAGGACUCCCUUUACCCAUCUUAAACCUCACCUGCUCCAGCUCUGCAACCUCCCUUCACAACUCUAGCCUCUUCUUUGAACUAGACAACCUGGUUCCUACAACAUUAUAAACGACACUAGUUACAAUGUUACGAUACUAAGCUAACCCGGUACUUUCAAAAAUGCUCCACAACUACUGAACAUUGCUGGAGCAUCUGAUUUUCUCUUCUGUAAACUAAUACUAUACAUUCAUAAAGUUUGACGACUCCUUUUGCCAAACAAAAGUACUUCAAUACCACACUCUCUCGAGAAUCCAAAUGCCUCUUUUACCCUUUAAAGAUAAACUAUAGCACUGGGAAAACAAAGUUGUUUGUUUUCCGCUUUUGCUUCCAAUGGCCGUGCUCGCCUUAGAACAGCUGCAUAGGAAAGAAUUAUACAAUGCUUUCCUAUGGGGUUUUGGGUGACGCUGUACAUCCUCCUGCAUAGCAUGAGGACAUCCAGCAACAUAGAAACUUCUAUGUUUACACUGCAGGGUUAAUCCAGCCUCUAGUGGCUAUCUCCUUGACAGCCACUAGAGACACUUCCGCGUUUUACACUGAGUAAAUCAUACUUAUUUGACGCUGGACAUCCUCGCGGACAUCCAGAGUCAAAAAAGAUCCCCAUAGGAAAGCAUUGAGUAAUGCAUUCCUAUGGGCGGGACCUGACGUCGAUGGAGGAGGAGAGGUCACCAGUGCCGAGGGAGCCUGGCGCUGGAUUAAGGUAAGCAAAUAAAUGGUUAACCAUUUUGUUCGCCGUGGAAUGGGGUGACUAGGGCUCUAUAGCGUUAGGAAUACAUAUUUGUAUUCCUAAAGCUAUAAUGUUCCUUUAAAGUACUGCGGAAUAAGCUGGUGCUAUAUAAAUACCAAUAAUAAUUAAAACCUGCAAUAAUUACCUUUCCGUGGUUAACCCCUUAAGGACCAAACUUCUGGAAUAAAAUGGAAUCAUGACAUGUCACACAUGUCAUGUGUCCUUUAGGGGUUAAGGGACUUCAAUGAGCUGAAGUGGCGUGGGUGACUAUAUAGUGUUCCUUUUAAACAAGCAAAGCAAGAACACCACCAAGAUGGCAUACAGAACUCUUCUGAUAGUCUUCUUACAUAUGGCACAUAGUGACCACACAUGUUAUACAUAUCUUAUAUUACGGGAAUGCAGUACCAGGAAGAAGCUCUUCAACGUGGGAUUAAUUGGAGCAUCGAAGCCUAUCACAAUGGACAGUGUUUUUUCCCUCAGUUGGGCCUGCAGUCCAGCAAUGAAUACAGUGCAUUGUUAUUGAAUCUAUAUUUCUGGAUUCAACAUUACUGGGCAUCAAGAGCUGAUUGCUAAUUGGAUUCCCAUGUAAAGUUUAGACAAAUACCUCUUUACGCUAGAUUUGAGUAAAUUUGAGUUUUCUUCAUCUUUUUUUGAUAUUACUUUCUAUCAUAUCAUUCCACAGCUACUACCAGAGAGGCAACAUAUAUCAAUGGGAAUACAGGGAGUGCAGAAUUAUUAGGCAAAUUAGUAUUUUGACCACAUCAUCCUCUUUAUGCAUGUUGUCUUACUCCAAGCUGUAUAGGCUCGAAAGCCUACUACCAAUUAAGCAUAUUAGGUGAUGUGCAUCUCUGUAAUGAGAAGGGGUGUGGUCUAAUGACAUCAACACCCUAUAUCAGGUGUGCAUAAUUAUUAGGCAACUUCCUUUCCUUUGGCAAAAUGGGUCAAAAGAAGGACUUGACAGGCUCAGAAAAGUCAAAAAUAGUGAGAUAUCUUGCAGAGGGAUGCAGCACUCUUAAAAUUGCAAAGCUUCUGAAGCGUGAUCAUCGAACAAUCAAGCGUUUCAUUCAAAAUAGUCAACAGGGUCGCAAGAAGCGUGUGGAAAAACCAAGGCGCAAAAUAACUGCCCAUGAACUGAGAAAAGUCAAGCGUGCAGCUGCCACGAUGCCACUUGCCACCAGUUUGGCCAUAUUUCAGAGCUGCAACAUCACUGGAGUGCCCAAAAGCACAAGGUGUGCAAUACUCAGAGACAUGGCCAAGGUAAGAAAGGCUGAAAGACGACCACCACUGAACAAGACACACAAGCUGAAACGUCAAGACUGGGCCAAGAAAUAUCUCAAGACUGAUUUUUCUAAGGUUUUAUGGACUGAUGAAAUGAGAGUGAGUCUUGAUGGGCCAGAUGGAUGGGCCCGUGGCUGGAUUGGUUAAGGGCAGAGAGCUCCAGUCCGACUCAGACGCCAGCAAGGUGGAGGUGGAGUACUGGUUUGGGCUGGUAUCAUCAAAGAUGAGCUUGUGGGGCCUUUUCGGGUUGAGGAUGGAGUCAAGCUCAACUCCCAGUCCUACUGCCAGUUCCUGGAAGACACCUUCUUCAAGCAGUGGUACAGGAAGAAGUCUGCAUCCUUCAAGAAAAACAUGAUUUUCAUGCAGGACAAUGCUCCAUCACACGCGUCCAAGUACUCCACAGCGUGGCUGGCAAGAAAGGGUAUAAAAGAAGAAAAUCUAAUGACAUGGCCUCCUUGUUCACCUGAUCUGAACUCCAUUGAGAACCUGUGGUCCAUCAUCAAAUGUGAGAUUUACAAGGAGGGAAAACAGUACACCUCUCUGAACAGUGUCUGGGAGGCUGUGGUUGCUGCUGCACGCAAUGUUGAUGGUGAACAGAUCAAAACACUGACAGAAUCCAUGGAUGGCAGGCUUUUGAGUGUCCUUGCAAAGAAAGGUGGCUAUAUUGGUCACUGAUUUGUUUUUGUUUUGUUUUUGAAUGUCAGAAAUGUAUAUUUGUGAAUGUUGAGAUGUUAUAUUGGUUUCACUGGUAAUAAUAAAUAAUUGAAAUGGGUAUAUAUUUGUUUUUUGUUAAGUUGCUUAAUAAUUAUGCACAGUAAUAGUCACCUGCACACACAGAUAUCCCCCUAACAUAGCUAUAACUAAAAACAAACUAAAAACUACUUCCAAAAAUAUUCAGCUUUGAUAUUAAUGAGUUUUUUGGGUUCAUUGAGAACAUGGUUGUUGUUCAAUAAUAAAAUUAAUCCUCAAAAAUACAACUUGCCUAAUAAUUCUGCACUCCCUGUAUUGACUGUAUUUAGGCACGCUCCUUUAAGAUGACCUAGGGAUCAUGCACAAUGCCAUGUAUUGAGUUUGAAAAACUGGUAAUUCUGAUGCAAGGGAUAUUUCUACAAUAUAUCUUUCUCUGGAUAGUGUGCAAAAUGUUAUCUUCUGCAUUAAUAUAACUAGUGUGUGUGUGUGUGUGUGUGUGUGUGUAUAUAUAUAUAUAUAUAUCUGUUAUCCAGAUAAAAACAACAACAAAAAAAUUAUCUUUUGUUUCAUAUUUAGGCAUGGCAGACAGAGAUACACAAAAGUCAAGGAUAAGAUCCACAUCCUCCAGUGAAGACAAAUCGGACAGAGGUGUGUGUGGUUUUGGUUUUUCCUUUUCUUUGCUUUUUUAAUUGUUUAUUUUUUUAUUAUAACUGGGUAUUUUUUUAAUUUUUUUUAUCAGUCUAAUUUUAAUUCAUGUCUCUUGUGUUUUUCUUUGUUUCGUUUUGAGAGAUAACAUAGAAUUCCAUUCUCUGACACAGCAUCCUACGCUUUAUAAAAGGUUUUCUACUACUACAUCACUUUCAUUUAUGAAUCCACCCGUCAGAAGUAUACUUGCACAUUCCUGCCACAUGGGGAAUGAUGAGAUUUAUCUUCUAAUUCUACGGGUUUCUUCUCUGAACCCAGUGAUAGAAAAAGCUGUGCUGCCCACCAUUCACGCUACCCGAUAGUGAACCAAUUUGUGUUUUGCGUUACUGAAAAACAAAAAAAAGUCACGUUGUUUCUUUAAAGCAGCAAUACAGCAUUCCAGCAAACGUAACGGAGUAAAAAACAAUUACUAUUUCCACAUUGUUGCCUAUAGAAUACUCAAAGGGAAACCUUUUUUUUUGUUUUUCUAGGUUAGGUCAUUUUUUUUCAUGCUUUUAGGUUUUGGAUAUUGAGAGAAUGUUUUAAUGCAGCAUUUAGCAGAGAUACUGAAGUUACUGGCUAUUCUAAUCCUGUAUAAGAACCAUUUCUUGGUUUUUGUUAUUAUUAUGUUAUUUAUGACAGCUACAGCAUAGUGCAAGCUCCUGUCAAAUGUCACAUUUCUUUUUUUUCCUCUGCAGGAAGGGGAAAGAGAAAAAGAAAACGCAGCAGAAGCAGAUCUUCAUCUGUGUCGUCUGCUUCAUCUUCAUCCUCCUCAACUUCAUCUUCAUCCUCCUCGUGCUCCUCCUCCUCUUCCUCCAGCAGUCGGAGCAGCUCCAAUAGCCGAGGUUUGUUUCAGUGAAAUAAUUUAUAAAAAAUAAGCAGCUCUCCAUGACUCUGAAAAAGUUGGUUGCAGUAUUGUAUGUAGUCUGUGGCAUGAUGAAUCACCGUUAUCUUCUAAAUGGGAGGAAAAAACGAUUCCAUAUAAAGGGAAAAUAAAACAAUAUAACGGUAUAUAGGUACUAGUUCACCCAUUGAUAACAGUGUAUUUUUAUAGUGGUUCAUGUGAAAUGUAGCGUAGUGUGUUUUAUCUUGAUAAAUUGCUUUGUUGAUUCUUGGAAAUUGCCUGCCAUCAUUUACUGGCUGCAUAGUGCUACUAAUUCAGUAAUGGCUAACUUGGACAAUACAGAGAUCAUAGGACUAUAAUGCUGGGGCUACCUUAGAAUGACAUGGCUUGGAGUCUGUACAUGCAGCGUCUCACUAUUAAUAUAGUUCGAUAUAACUCUGUGCUGGCUUAUGGAAUUUCUGUGCCUGGAGGUAAGGUGUUUCUAUUUUUUUUUAUUUUUAUUUUUUUAGUUUUUACUUUUGAGGGUGAAUUAGGAUAUUAGAAUACUUUAUUUUGGUUGGAGAAAACUGGUGGUCACUUUAUGGCAACCCGAUCGGCCAAUGCAGGCAGAGCUGUGCCCCUCCAUGGGCCCGUGAUGUAGAUCCAACAUCUCCCUAACUGAAUCAGGGCACCUACUGCACAGAGGGUCCAGCCACCUUUCCCAAGCUCUGGCACAAUCACUGAUAGUAUUGGAGUGUUGCCAAUACUCUGAUGGUGUCAGAAGUCACAAAAGAGAGUUCUCACCACUGAGGGUCUGAAUAUCCCCCCUCCCUGGCUCAAGAUAACAAGAAGUUUUCAGGGAAACAAAUAUUAUAUAUAUCCUAAUUGAUAUCCUACCCCACACUACAUCCUUGCAUCAGCCCAAUAGUUCUACGUUUGCCAUUAUGAAAAGAACAAUUUGAAUAAGGUAGUCUGUAGACAUCUAAGUGCAAAGCGUAAUCAUCAGUGUGUAUAUUAUUGCAUUUAAAAUUAUUUGCUAUUUUUUGGAACUUAUUUAAAAGAAAAUUGUGCUUUUUAAAAUGUAGUACAUCCUUUUUGGUGUGGGGGGAAUUGUUGUGGGUUUUAAUAUUUUAGCAAAUUAAAACAUACACUUGCAGUGUUCUUACAUGCCACAUGAGGGCAGACUUUUCACACACAGUGUACACUUAAUAGAUCCUCUAUAUCCACCAACGUCAUAGGUUUUUACAUUGCAUUUGCUCAGCUGCUACAUUAAACAAAUAAUUGUGAGAAGAGACCUGAUGAAUAUAAUCCUUUCUUUAACCCCCUGGAAAGUGUACGAUGUCUUGCAGUGGCGAAUAUCUUUUAAGGUCUAGUAGCACAGGACUACAAAGUUUAAGCCCUGCUAUGAACGCUCUUGGAGUGCCGGACCUAUUUUUAACCCCUAACAUUGUUGGGGCAUUCUGUCAUCCGUAGAGUGGGCUUUGAUAUCCUAAUGUCAAUGGAAUAUCCCAUAUUACUUUUUUUUUUUUUAUGAGCAAGGUUAUUUUAAAAAUCCAUGCUCAUACCAGUAAGGGGUGGGCCGGGGUCCUAUUUAGUGGCUCCAGAUUGACAGAUGACCUACAUACAGCACUCAAAGUGAAUGCUGCAUACAGUCCUUUACAUCCUUUUAAGCACUACAGCUCGGCUCAAUCGUGCUCCGCUCUGGGGAUUCUAAGCCUGUCAGCACUCAGAUGGAGACACACAGGGUCUCCCUGUAUGCCACUCUGAUAAUUGUGAUUGAUGCUGUGCUUUGCCAGCUUAACAGCACCAAUCACAGUGUGAUGGCAGAGACCGAAUGUUAGAACAGCAGAAUUACAGGGAGAUCUCUCGGUCAUGCGGCAAACAGCAGCUAGAUGGCAGUUACAGACCCCUCUUCUAGCAUUUUUAGAUUUUAGCUGGGAUAUCCCUCUGCUGCUAUCUGCAGAGUAAAUUGCCUGGGGGUAAUAUUAGGAUUAGUGUUAGGAUAAGCUUUAAAGCUUUUUUUUAAGGUAAGACAGAAUGUAGGGUUAAGUUUAGGGUAGGUAUACAGUUAGAGUUGGUGUAAGUAUAGUGUUAACAACCACUAAAAAUGAUUUAGAUCUUAGACCUAUGAGGUAUUCAGAAAUCUCAACGGACACUGAAUCUGUUUUGAGUUCCUUUUCUUUAGCUGCACUUGAUUUGUAAAAAUGAUUAUAAGCAAAAAUUUUAAGAAAAAAAAAACCUAAACAAACAAAAAACUGCUCUACAGCGAGAAUGUUUGUUUGUUUUUUGGCGCUCACGAUCUUCUACAAUUUUUUGCUAGAUGAUAUUGAAUUAAUGGUUUUAUAAUUCCUUCCGCAGAGACCCUUUUAAAUACUCUGUGUUAAUAAUUGAUAAUUGUCUUCCUCUUUUUUUUUUCCCUUCAUCAUCAUCAUCAAGAAUCAACUAAACCUAAAUCAGAGAAACUAAAUAAGAAAACCUCUAAAGAGAAACAUAACAAAAAGGUACAGUGAAUACAAUUCCUUGAGAAACAUGUUGAUUACUAUUUAACAGGAAGCGGAAAGUAGGCAAGUAAGUGCUGUAUAGACGUCUUGCAACCUUGUAACAAUUCUUCCAAUCAAGUACCUCUUAUACCAACUUUUUAUUACACAGUGACCGUAAUGUAAACCUUUCCUAGUGAAUUCCUUUAAAAUUCUGAAAUGAAAUUGCCAUUAAAAUGUAUCUUGGAUCUUCCUGAUAUACCCUAAGUAGUAAACCUACUUGCAGUUGUGAAAAAUCUGUUAGUGAUGCGUCGUCUGAAUCAAAUUCCUUUUAUUGUAGGCCCGAACGAAUCAGUCCAUCCAAGAUUUACCUGCGGAGUCUUAUUCAAUGAAUGAGAAAAUCCCAGACAGAUGGAAUCGUUGGGGCCUGGAUUAAAAUAAAUUUGAUUUGGUCGAAAUGCUCUAAACAAAUUUUAGCACGAGUUUAGUGCGUAUGUCACACACUUCUCUGUACAUAUCCCUGGGCAGGAAAUGUAUGUUCUGGUUGCCUUAAUUGAUCCCAGGGAUAUUUUUCACGUUUUCAUUCCUGGUCUCACUUCCUCUUGGUAACCACUUUCCAUUUUAAGCCUUCCCACUGCUUCUCUUAUAAAACAACGGAGUGGGAAAUUACCUUAUAUCUGUCGAUAACCAGCAUGCUCCAUUCAGAUGUACUAUUUAUUGUCUUCACAUUGUUUUCUCUGCACUUCUGAUUUGUACAUUUGUCAGUCAAUCCUUAUGCAAGAUACAUUUUCAUCUGUGCAUUGUGCUAUGAAAUGUAUAAAUCAAAUUGUUUGCUAGGGAACCAUUCAGUACAUCAGCCAGGCUCAGUGUACAGCUCAUGAUUCUAGAACAGCACUUGUUGUUUUUUGGUAUUGAGUUGAGAGCGGUAUGUGGUUGCACACACAGCGCAGUACACCAGCCACAGUGAGUGCAUUUGAAUGUACACAUUUGCCAGUCAUUUCACUGGAACAACGUAUUUAAUAAAUUGCCUUUCUCAAAGCUUUGGUUGGACCACGUUGAAGUAAUUUUGAGGUAGAGAUUUUCUGCAGGAUGGUUGCUAACCAUUUAAACUGUCUGGUUAAGAAAACAGGGAUUCUAUGCAUAUUGGUUUGCUGACUUUUAGUUGAUUAAUAAAGUUUCUGGACAUGUUCCUCAACUAUUUUUAUUUGCAACAUUUUAUGUAACUUUUUGAAGAAUAGAGAAUAUCAAACAUUUUAAUCACAAAUCCAUCUCACUUUUUAAAACAUAUUUUUUAUUUUAUUUUUUACAGAAGUCUAAAAAACAGAGCAAGUUAAAGAAAAAGAAAGAAAGAAAAAAAAGGAAACCUGAAUCUUCACCUGUACAAAUAUCUAAGGUAUCUGAAAAAAAGACAGCUAAAAGAAAAACACAAGAAACGUCCUCAUUCCCUGUCAGAACAUGUUCCCAAGUGUUGAACAGCCAAAAAAUAAAAAAUGCCCAGGUCACAAAUAGCAAGUCUUACCUAAAAUAAGCAUAAGACUACCUUGGCUGUAUUAGCCUACACAAAAUGUACCUCCAGUGGCCACUCCUCAGAUGGCUACUAGAGGUGCUUCCUCGGUCAGUGCAGCACGGUGUGCAGUACUGACAUUCAGUGUCUCUGCCCUCUGCAUGCAGACACUGAACUUUACUCAUAGAGUUGCAUUGAUUAAAUGCCAGCUUGUCCUGGCUCUGCCCCUGAUCUGCCUCCUUGACAUUCUCAGCCAAUCCUAUGGGGAAGCAUUGUGAUUGUCUCAGAUCAUCACAUCUGAUGGUGUCAGCCAAGCAGGCAGAUCAGGGGGAGAGCCAGCAGCAGCACACUGGAAUACAAAUUUGUAAGAUUAUGCUAUACUUAGAGGGCCUAGGUGUGGGGCCAAGGGGGCUAGAUGGUGUUUUUAACACUAUAGGGUCAGGAAUACAUGUUUGUGUUUCUAACCCUGUAGUGUUCCUUUAAGUACCAAAUCAGUUCUGGACGUUUUUGCAAUGCAUUUGCUCAUUUUGCUGCUUUAUCAGUCAAUAGUAACACCCCACCUUAAAUAUACAUCUGUUUAAAGAUGGAUUUUAUGCAUCUAGAAAAGGUGUACAUGAGGGCUGUAUUAUUCAGAAAACAGUAUACACAUGUAUUCAGGGACAAUACCAACAGUUCUCCAGUAACACGAUCAUUAAUAGAUCACCUAUUUGGAUAGAUGAGGAAAAUAUUAGCUUCUAUGGAGUUAGAACAUUCAGUAGUUUCACUCAGUUGCUGGAAUUAGAGAAUAUAACUGGGUUAUAUAUGUUUUUAUCUUAUGUGUUUUCUUCUUGUUUUGUUCAAAGUACCUGAAAGACAAAAAAAGAAAUGAAAACUACAGCAUGAUAACAGGGAAGAAGAUAAAAAUGAAAGUGAAAAAAACUAAAGAGGAUAAAGAGGUAAAUUCCUCUUUCUGUGAUUGGCAUUGAAACAUCAGUCUAUAUAACAGGGGGUCCUUCUCUGAAGUUUUUACCUGUCAUUCUCACCUUAAAGGGACAUUCUGAGAACCAACACAACUUUAAUGCAUUUUACAGCUUUGGAUCUCAAUAGAAUGCUGUAUAUUUGCAUGCUUCGUUGUGUGUGUGUGUGUAUGUAUGAAGUUUUUACAACAAAAAACACUAAAUGUUUUUUGCAGAAUCCUACACCAUAAAAUUGCCUCUUUAGCCAUGUCUACAAGACUUUAAAUGCCCCUACUACUCCACGUACAUUAGGAGAAAGCUAGGACACGGUGUCUAGUGUAGGGUCUGGCUUCAUGAAACCAGUAGGAGGAAGAGGAAUCCUAGUCAGAGUAAAUUUUGUGUGUAUCUGCCUUUCUGUAUAAGGGUAGAGAGCACUUUGAUUCUGCAGCCACUAUCUGCCAUUGCUGCUUUCCUCCACAGUGUACAAUCAAGGCAGGACAGAUAUUUGUAGAACGGAGGGAGCAUGUUACUGCUGCAAUCAGCAUUAGCACUAAUUGUAGUAUAAAUAUUAGUGAUCCCAAAAUGAAAUAUCACUGAAAUCACAGUCAUUAUCCAUUAGUAGGCCUCUCCUGGUGGUGUCCAUCCAGUCAAAGUGUAGCCAGCAGGCAAGUGCGAUUGUAUGUUUUGUUUUGUUUUUUAAGGUUUUAUUUAUUUUUGUCUCUUGGUUUUUACAAUGUCUUUCUUUCUCCCGAUCUUCAUUAACUGUAAAAUCUACCAUCAUCCUUCUCACCCAUCACUAUUCACAUUUGUUCUUUUCCUGUGCCCAUCAAUUUUGCAGUACAGAAUGUUGGGAAGACAAAACAUUUUAAAUUUUUGUAGUGAUUAAUGUAUUCAUAUUUUUUUUCCCCACUGAGAGAUAUUUAUGAGCUGCCCCCCUUCUGUCCCACUACAUUUUGAAGCCUUGCACUUCACACAUCACAUAGUACAUACAUUCAGGAAGUGAAUAAACUUUCAAAUUAUGUCAAUUCUAGUUCCUGUGAUUGUGCUGAUAAAUAAUGUAGUUUCUUAUCAUAACAAGUUUGUUUGUUUUUUAAUCUUUUCCAGAGGGACAGAAACCGUGCUCAGCUUCUGGAUUUCUUGAACUCUUCCAUGUGAUAAAAAACAUUUUUUUUUUUUUUUCUUUCCUUUUUUUAAUUUUUUGGGAUCCGCCACACAUUUUAUAUACAGUGGAACCUCGGAACUCAAAUCCGUUCCAGAAGGCUGUUCGAGUUCCAAUUUGUUUGAGAACCGAAUCAACAUUUUCCAGGAAUGCAUGUAAAUUUGAUUAAUCCGUUCCAGACCCCCAAAAUGACAGCAUUUAUAUUGUAAACAGGACCACUGUUCGUGCACACACACAUAGCUGACAUAGUACACUCACUGCACACGUGCCUGUCUGGCUUCAGUACUUACUGCUUUGGGGAAGGUGCAUGGGGAUCCUUCUGCUCAGGGUCUCCUGCAGAAGCAGUAUGUACACAGAGAAGCCCAGCAAGCUGGUCCAGGGCCACGUUACCUGUUGGUGAUAAAUUCCCAGUGAGAGCAAUCCGGCAUUUACCAAGUGAAGGUGUAUAGUGCUCCCACUGAGGAUGGUCUGCCCAUCUCUGCCAGGACUGACUGACAGCAGGGAGCACAGGGAAGAAAUGGGGGGCUGCUGCACAUGGGUACCGGGCUGUCCUGCGAGCUGCUGGUGGGUAUAUGGGUGUCCAUGCUUCCACUGGAUGCUAGUAGGGUGCACUAGGUGGUGUAGGUAGGUAGAAGGCUGCUCUGAGUGUAGAGGCUGCUAGGGAUAGAGUAAGGUAGGUACCUCUCUGCAGGUCAGUAGAACACAUUUAUCCUGUUACACCUGGGUGAGAGAAACCUCCAAACUUACUUUUCAGGCACAUCUUAACUCCACGAGAAAGCGGGCUGGAGGGGUCACAUGGCCCUGGUGAGUGGCUCUUUGAUGUUCGGGUACCAAGAAAUUUUUUACUAAAAUUUUAGUUCAAAUAUCGAAUUGUUCUUGAAUAGGAACGUUCGAGUUCCGAGGUUCCACUGUAUUUUUUUUUAUGUGUCAAGGUUAUGCACUGAGUUGUGAAUUAUAAAUUUGGGCCAAUAUUGCAUAUUUGCUAACAUAGCUAUCUUGGAGAAUUUUUCAAGAUGUCUGUUUUGGCCUGAAUUGUGACUAUCACUUUGAUUUUCCUAUAAUUCAUACUUAAGCGAAUAGCCCUAAGUGUGUGUGUGUGUUUAUAAAAAAAAAAAAAAGUUAUUUGCACCUGUUUAUGUAUUUAUAUUCAUGUGCAAUGCGACUAGUAAUGAUGUGUACAUUGUGUGUAUAAACAGAUCAGUAUGUAAACUAUACAUCAAACUGUUGUGUCCCUGCAUUGAAGAGGGAGGCCCAGAAUCCUGUAGACAUGCACACCAUGGCUUCUCAAACAAUACAACAGUCCCAGCAUUCUUUGGCAUUUGUUUUGGGUCUAGCCCCACUGCUGCCUUUUGUAAAUUAGUGUAUAGUUUUAGUUUGUUUAAAUGCGUAUCACUCUGUUAUGCCAAAUAGGAAUAACAUUAUAACCAUCGAAAAUGAACAAAAACGGUUACCAUAACAUACAUGGAACAGUUAGCAGCUGGUAAUGUUAUCAAGAUUCUUUUGGGUAAUGUGGUUGCAGCAAACGUAUCUAAUUGAACAAACUAAUACCGUGUAACAAUACUUUCACCCAAAGUGAACACAAUUAUCCUGUCUAGAAACCUAACUGAAUGAACAAAAAGUAUUAAGCAGGGAACUACCCACAGCAGUGAUGGCUAAACUUGACACAAAUUGUUUCUGGACUACAUUUCCCCUGAUGCUCAGCUGGCUUUUAGACUCUAAGAGCUAGCUGAGCAUCAUGGAAAAUGUAGUCCAGACACAAUUUACAGUGUCAAGGUUAGCCAUCACUGACCUACAGGAAUAUUUAUUAGAAAAAAAGUGUUCAGUAAAUAUAAGGGGGGGGGAGACACAGGGCGAAAUCCUUACUAUCAAAUGCUCUAAAGAAUUAAGAGAUUAAAGCUAGUCAUGAUCCAAAUAUACAUAAUCCCGAGCUCCAUGAUAAAUCAUGAAGAGAUGACACAAGGAAUAAUGUAUGCCUUGUGUGUGUCAUCUUCUGCUCAUGGCAGAACUCUGACAUCCUUUUGUUUUUUGUUUUCAGAUACACAUUUGUAUUGAUAGUUCCGUUGGGCACAUGAAAUAAAGCCUGUUGGGUUAUUACCUUUCUCUUGAUUACUUGAUCCUUUUUAAUAGUUAGUUCAGGGUUUCUAAACAGGACAGGAUCAUUAUAUUUACUUUGGGUGAGAGUAUUGUUUCACUGUAUUAGUUUGUUCAGUUAGAUGCUUUUGUUACAACCACAUUACCCAAGAGAAUCCUGAUGACAUUACUAGCUGUUUACUGUUCUAUGUAAUUUUCAUUUUGUUCAUUUUCGAAAUUUAUAUACAGAAGACUUAUGUCCUAGACAAGUGGUUCCCAAACAAGUACUCACGACCCACCAACAGUCCAGGGUUUGUCAGUAUCUCCAUUGGAAUAAAAAGGGAAAUGCCUAAAUCUUAGACUGUUGGUGGGCCAUGAGGACUGGUUUGAAAACCACUAGUCCGUCUAGACAGUUCUGGUACUGUCAGAGUGACAUUUGAUACCGGACCCUUGUGGGGUUUUGGUAUCUUAUUUUCUUUUUUUUGUUAACCAUAUUACCAUGCCUUGUACUAACAGAAGGAGACAAAAAUAAUAAUUGUAGGACCUAACGUUGCACUCUGUGUCCUCUAUUAAAGGCAUUGUAAAAAGUAUAUGUAAAUUAUGUUGUAUUGUUGUUAUUUCUUUGUUUUUUACUUGGCUUGACAUCAGACAGAACCUUGCAUAUUAGGCAGAAGUAUCCCGUUCCUCCACAAAAGGAAGAUGGUUUAAUCUGAGCUCCAUGUGGUUAAGUUUGGCUCAGGGGAGGCCGACGGGAGGUUAUCACCAAAACAAAUCCCAGGAACUUUUGUGCUUCUGCCCACAUAAACAAAAAGCAUGACUGUAUUUCAAAGGGCGGCUCGUUACUGUACAAGAAGGGUUUGUUGAAUAUACAGCGUUGACUGUAACAUUUGCUCCAAAAACAAUUGCAGAGAAGUACAAGGGUUUCUGCUUCAACAUCCCUCCCUAUAAGGUAGUUUUGAUACUAAUGUGGGGUCUGCAGUGAACUCACUUUACUCAAUCUCUGUGUCUUUGAUACUCAAAGACUUGAUGGAAUUCUAAGGUAAUAUAGGCGACCGUCCUCUGAUGUUUGUGUGUUUGAGUAGUACAGCAUUGUGUACACUGUUGCUUAGGCAAACAAAACAUUUCAUAUGAAUACAUCUUGAACAAAUUAUACAAAUGGAGAAUGUAUGCUGUCCCUUGAUGUUUAGAAUAAAAUACCAAGCCACAUAGUAGCUAAAAUUGAAAGGGCAACAGGUACAACAAUAAAGGCUAGCUGUAAUAUUUUUGUGUCCUUUUUGGUUGAUGUAUAUUUUUGUGUCUCUCUCUUUGCCUUUUCCCUUAUUUUAAAAUGUAGAAUCUGCUUAGAAGUUUUUCCUACUAGUCACUAUUGAUCCUGUUCGGCCAACACGGCUCAAUGAUACAAGCCAGAAGACAUUUUGAUUUUCCAGGAUCCGUUAAUGUAAGUCCCUUUUUGAGUAUCACAAACAGUAUUGCAUUUUAGGACCUUUUCAUGUAAGCCCAUGUGGAUUACUCAUUAUUCGAAAUAUUUCUACUUUAUUGUGAAACAAUUAAGGCUGUUCUGCCCAAUUUACAUACGAUAUCCUGAUAAAACUAUAAAUAAUUUUUUAUGGUUGACUGAGAGGGACAAUAAAACAAAGAUUGCUGGAUCCACUUAUGAUCGUAAAAGGAAAACUUUAAUUAAAUGUGUCGUCCGUUUUAUUUUUAACUCCAUUCAAAUGCCAAUUCUUCUAGGCCACAUGCAGGAACCCAUAAACCCACACCCAUAUUGCACACUGUUAGUAAUAAGUGACCUUUAACUGCUACUAUAUAUUACUUUUUGUGGACCGAUUUAACGCAAAUAUAAGUAUAUACCUACUUACCUUUUUAACUUUGUUAUUAUCAUAGAAAAUUACAGCAAAUUAAAAACUUGUAUAUGACCUUGACUUCCCUACUGGACAGAAAGCAUGGUGGUGUGAUUUGAUUUCAGACUCGAGCUAGACACAGUUCCUCCUUCAACAAAUGAGUCUGAGAAAUUCAUUUCCAAAGAAUCUCUUGUUUCCAGAAUAGUUUUCUAGAGAGAAAUUCUGUUUAGGAUGUUUUGAAUGUAACGUUGAUAUGCUUUGCAUGAUAGUGGAUCUGAACAUGUGUCUUAAUCUAUUUAAAUGUGGGCACACCAUAGAUUGGCAUGGUAUGUUCCAUUCUCUUAAAGAGCUACAAUAAAUCUUCACGUUAACAAUUGAUAAACAGUUGAACUACAUUGAAUUCUUGUUUGAAUCCAAGAGAAUGUAUGCUUGUUUUUUCCUUUUCUUUGUUAUUUCUCUUCUGUCGUAAUUAUUUUCAAAACUGUGGUGCU
Molecule: messenger RNA, 17608 nt
Organism: Pelobates cultripes (western spadefoot toad)
Lineage: Eukaryota; Metazoa; Chordata; Amphibia; Anura; Pelobatidae
Source: the annotation of a GenBank genome assembly